AUGGGAAGCUUCAACGACUCCAUUGCUGUGGGGCGUGUCCUUUACGCCGGGAACUUUCCGAUUGUCCCCCAGGACGAGUCCUGGAUUCCAGCUAAAACCGACCCUGUCAAGCUCUCCAUCAUCCCGAUCGACGGUAUUCACAUCUUCAUUGGCGAGACCGUCGAUUCCGAUGGAAACGCCAUGCCUUUCUUUUCACCUCUGUUCCUUCUCUCAAGAGCUCCGGGCGCCAUGGGCAAGAAGAAGAGCGCCAGCGCCUCAGGCGCAACCAAGGUUAGCCGCGAUUGGGGCGCCUCCACCAUUUCCAACCGCGAAGUGAACAAGCUGCGCACCCUCGGCCUCAUCUCCCCGUCCGACGACGACAUUCGUCUUCCAGAGGAUGAUGAUGAUGACUCUGAGGAGACUGAGGAUACCCAGCAUAUUCUUGAGGACAACGACGUCCAGGAGGACGAAGCUCCCGAGGAUGAUGCUCUCACCAGGAGCAGGCGGUGUAAGAGGAUAAACGAGGACCUUAUCACAACGGCUGAAGCAAGUCCUAGCGGGCAAGAUAAUGACGCCGAUGAAACCGCAUCGCCUCCCCCUGCUGUGAAAAGUUCGACAGGCAUUUUCGCUGUCGAAGAUGACCUGGACCUCUCUGAUGAUGACGACGAUGUUCCUCUUGCAAAGAGGGCUAAGUUAUUCUCUGGGAAGUCUGAGUCAGCCAAGGAGUCAAACCCUUCGCCUGCCAAACCAACGUCGCCCUCAAGGACGGUCGUGGAAAAGAUUCCGGUGUCGAAGGUUAUCCCUUCUGGAAACACUCCCGUUCCAUCGGCUGCUCGCGACCAUCCGAUUUACGCCACAGUUGACGCUGUGGCAGAUUUUGCUGAUCAAUUCGUUCGUCUGGAGUCUGAAAAUGCUCAUCUUCGGAAGACCAUCAAGACUUCGGCUGACCAAGUGCUGGAGGCCAACAAGCUUGCAGCCGAUGCUCAAAAUGAAAACAUCUUGCUGAAGGAUGAACUGAAGAAACUGAAGCAAAAAAUGAAGGAUGAACAAGAUGCUAGACGCGAGGCCGCAGUCGCAGCCGAUGAAAAAUAA
Molecule: messenger RNA, 1071 nt
Organism: Lolium perenne
Lineage: Eukaryota; Viridiplantae; Streptophyta; Magnoliopsida; Poales; Poaceae
Source: RefSeq, a predicted model, not a curated record